Messenger RNA from Loa loa (African eye worm), 1098 nucleotides. Its product is annotated as cathepsin F isoform 2. The transcript is spliced from 9 exons. The record is from RefSeq and is a predicted model, not a curated record. Gene Ontology annotation, molecular function: cysteine-type endopeptidase activity. NCBI's taxonomy places the organism in Eukaryota, Metazoa, Nematoda, Chromadorea, Rhabditida, Onchocercidae. The coding region runs from base 1 to 1098 and encodes 365 amino acids. Gene Ontology annotation, cellular component: lysosome.
AUGAAAACAUUCUUUAUUUUUUACCUGGCCAGAUUUCUUUUGCUUAUUUAUGCAAAUCCACUUAAUGAAUUGGAUAAUGAUGAUACACCAGGUAAAGUUCACACUUUAUAUCAGCAACAUUAUUCAAAAUACAAACGAUACCUGAAGGAAUUUGGUAAACAACAUGAUUCAGCUGUUCCGGAACCAAUUCGGUUACUUAAAUUUGCUCAAUCCAUAAAAAUGAUUGAUGAACACAAUCAACGUUACAGUAAAGGAUUGGUAAAGUACGAACUUGGUCUGAAUGAAAUGAGCGAUUGGACAGAAGAAGAGAAAAAAAAGCUUCAUGGAUAUUAUCCAAAUAUGACUGCAAAAGUGGCGACAAAUUUAACUGAAAUAAUCGGGAAGGAACUAUCCAGAAGAAUUCCAAGUUCGAUUGAUUAUAGAAGAAAAAUAACUCGUAUACCGGUAGUAAACCAAAAUAAAAAGCGAGCUCCAAGACUAUCAGUACAGCAGGUAAUGGAUUGUAGUGGAAUGGAAAAAUGUGAUGGCAAAGGCGGAAAUGACGUCCAGGGUCGCUGUCAAGUAUGUUUUAUUUUCUCGGCAUUAUCAACGCUCGAAAUGUAUAUUACUCUUAGAAAUAAAAAACGAGCUCCAAGACUAUCAGUACAGCAGGUAAUGGAUUGUAGUGGAAUGGAAAAAUGUGAUGGCAAAGGCGGAAAUGACGUCCAGGUUUUGAAUUGGGUUGCUGAGAAUGGUGUUACAACCGAUAAAUAUUAUCCAUAUAAAGAGGCUGAUAGUAUUUCAUGUCCAGGAAGAAUACCAGGUCUUCUAAAAGCUAAAUUGGCUGGUGGUAUUUAUUUACCUUAUAAUAAUGAAGAUAUUCUCAAAAAAGUGUUAGCAUUGUAUGGACCAGUUGCUGUAUCAUUGCAUGCAUCAAAACCAGACUUUGUCGCUUAUCGAGGUGUAGCGGUUGGUUAUGGUGUUCAUAACGGCAAACAAUAUUUUAUCAUCAGAAAUAGUUGGGGUCCAACAUGGGGUAAAAAAGGAUACGGUUAUAUUCGUGCUGGAGUAUUUAUGUGCGGUAUUGGUCGUUCUUCGGCAAUACCAAUCUUCGAGUGA